This is a messenger RNA of Boleophthalmus pectinirostris (great blue-spotted mudskipper), 1698 nucleotides long. RefSeq names its product coagulation factor II (thrombin) receptor (gene f2r). The transcript has 2 exons. Gene Ontology annotation, biological process: positive regulation of blood coagulation; blood coagulation; positive regulation of Rho protein signal transduction. Lineage: Eukaryota; Metazoa; Chordata; Actinopteri; Gobiiformes; Gobiidae. Bases 57 to 1310 code for a protein of 417 amino acids. The record is from RefSeq and is a predicted model, not a curated record. Gene Ontology annotation, cellular component: membrane. Gene Ontology annotation, molecular function: thrombin-activated receptor activity.
UGAUAUUAUGAACAGCAGUUCUCUUUACAGCCCACAGUCUGAGCUGAAAACAAACCAUGCUUAUUUACACUGUAUUUGGACCUUUGCUGUCACUAACUCUUCACAACACUGCUUGUUCAUCCCCAAAUGGCUCAAUAUUUGACCCCAGAACCUUCUCUGGUCAGUUUGUGUCUGUCCACGAUGACCCUGUGGACUACCUGGACCUGUCUGAGUUCAACACUGAAGAGUCCGGCUCUGGUUUGGGCCUAGAGCAGCACCCAGUGAAAAAACAAGUCCACCAUCCCCAAAAAAAGGGGCACUACAUAGUCUCAGAGCAGGCCAAAGAAUUCCUCCAGGGUCGUCUGGCAACCCUGUUUGUCCCCACUUUUUACAUUUUGGUCUUUUUUGUCAGUGUCCCCCUCAACCUUGUCGCCGUAGUGAUGUUUGUGCGUUACAUCCGACCCAGGAAACCAGCCGUGAUCUACAUGCUCAACUUAUCCUGUGCUGACUUGUUCUAUGGCCUGCUUCUUCCCUUUAAGGUCUCCUAUCAUUACCAUGGCAACAACUGGAUCUAUGGUGAUUGGAUUUGCCGUAUGGUGACGGCAGCUUUCUAUUGCAACAUGUACUGCUCUGUUUUGCUCAUCUCUUGCAUUGGCAUCGACCGUUUCUUAGCUGUUGUGUAUCCUAUAAACUCACUAACAUGGAGAACUCCCAGAACUGCCAUCUCUGUCUGCAUUUCAAUAUGGCUGCUUGCAUUGGUGGGAGUGGCACCUCUGUUGUUCUCUACACAAACUGUCCACUUACCACAAAUGGACAUCACGACUUGCCAUGACGUUCAAGAUACACAAAAGCUCCAAUCUUACUAUCUUUAUUUCUUCCCUAUUUAUGCCACCAUCUUUUUUUUCAUUCCCUUGGUGCUCACUGUGGUCUGCUAUGUGCGGAUAGUCCAAGCCCUCACAGCAGCUAAUGUGGAGAUCAAGUCCAAGAAGACACGGGCAGUCGUCAUGACGAUCCUGGUGCUAGUAAUGUUUGUAGUAUGUUUCACCCCAACUAAUAUUAUCUUGAUGGUCCACUAUGUGCAGCUGUCCCACAUUUCUUCUGACUCUACCUACCAAGCCUAUCUACUGUCUUUGUGCAUAGGGAGUCUUAGCUGCUGCCUGGACCCCCUUCUUUACUAUUUUGGAUCAUCCCAAUGUCAAAGGCAAGUCUUAUUCAUGUUCAGGAGGAGGAGAUUUUCAGUACUGAGUAGCUACAAAACACAAAGUACAAGAAGUAGUGGAUACAACAGUAGCAUCCACAAAGUGGAAACACUGGGAAGCCAAUACACUUGAGCCUGUUUUCCGCUGGCAUGGUUUGUCCCUCCAGCCGAGUUUCCUUUUCAUCCCCCGAGCAGGACUCCGGGUCAAGGUUUUCCCUCACAAUUACUCAUAAGUUAUCUAUUAAUAUUUCAUGCAUGUUAAACAAUGUAAAAUAUUGAUCUAUGUAUUUGAUACCAUAAGCAGUUGCAUGUACAGCAUCUGUAUACUGUCAGCACAAUCACUGAGGCUGGAUCCAGGUGCAUCAAUUCAUUACAUAAGAAAGAAAAAAGACUGUCCAAGUUUUACUUGUAUUUUUUUAUUGCUUUACUUUUUCUCAUACAUUUCAUUUUAAUUUUGUCAAUUGCAAAAGAACAUAAAAUCAAUGAAACAAUAAUGAUCACAGUGUUUGUGGUUAGUUGAA